Colletotrichum navitas is the source of this 863-nucleotide messenger RNA. RefSeq lists its product as uncharacterized. The coding region runs from base 233 to 787 and encodes 184 amino acids. The record is from RefSeq and is a predicted model, not a curated record. Lineage: Eukaryota; Fungi; Ascomycota; Sordariomycetes; Glomerellales; Glomerellaceae. The transcript has a single exon.
UUUUAAUUUAUUUUUACUUUCUCAUCGUCGCCGCCUGGUGGUAUACCACACACACACACCAACCGCCACCUCGCCUCGACCCCCCCCCCCCCCCCGAAUCCGGCUGAAUCCAUUCGUCCAUGGACCAUCCCAAGUUGUCGUCUGUCGCCCUCGCCCCUUCACUCGCCGGCAGAGCGGGCACCCAUCUCUCUUCCAGAGAGACAUGCAAUCGAGACACGCUACUACCUAGUGUAUGUCUGACGUCGCCGCCUCUUCCGAGUUGCAAGCCGAAUGGAGACAAUACUGUAGAAUACAAACGCAGGCAGGCAGCGAGGACGGCUCCCAGAAGCUUCGAGAUAGCUCCAGCUCCCCACGUCUCCCUCCCCCUCCCUCCCGCCCAAGCUCCCCGGCUCUUCCGCUCCGACCACGCCGGCCUCGCGUCUCUCUGCAGCGAGGGUGUGCAAAUGAAGUGAGCACGGCCAGCCUCUCUGCAUGUCGACCUAACAAGCUUUUGGCAGCAGGCAACGUGUGUGCGUGGUUUCCUGCUUUCCUGCUUUCCCCCCACGUCGCUCGGGCUGCUGCUGCAAGUUCCGCCUCUGCACGAAAGCUGCAGCCAGCUAGACGCGGCCGGGGUCAGGGGAGACGAUGCCGGGGGUGGAGGCCAGUCGUGACAGGACAAGGGGGGGUAGAUGCUGGUGGUUCAGUGUGCCAUUUUCAGACAUACUCGGGACAAAUCCCCCCCCUUCCAUUGGAUGGUGAGGGGCUAUUAUGCGAAUGCUGGGGAAAUCAAAAUGGGAAACCGAGCUAAUGGAAGGCCCCCGAUUACCUUGCAGCACCAUGUGGAGAGGUGGGCAUGGAAGAUGGAGGGGAGGGCUCUGUCAUUC